This is a messenger RNA of Limanda limanda (common dab), 3599 nucleotides long. RefSeq names its product frizzled-3-like. Gene Ontology annotation, biological process: canonical Wnt signaling pathway; non-canonical Wnt signaling pathway. Lineage: Eukaryota; Metazoa; Chordata; Actinopteri; Pleuronectiformes; Pleuronectidae. The coding region runs from base 13 to 1866 and encodes 617 amino acids. Gene Ontology annotation, cellular component: plasma membrane. The record is from RefSeq and is a predicted model, not a curated record. Gene Ontology annotation, molecular function: Wnt-protein binding; Wnt receptor activity. The transcript is spliced from 9 exons.
CCUUUUCAUCCGAUGGUAAACCUAGUGUGCAGUGCUGACCUGAGGAUGUUCCUGUGUGCCCUGUACGCCCCGGUGUGCACGGUCUAUGGUCAGGUGUCCAUGCCAUGUCGAUCUCUCUGCCAGCGCGCCAAAGACGAGUGCCACAAACUCAUGCAGAUAUUUGGAGUAGCCUGGCCAGACGACAUGGAGUGUAGCAGGUUCCCGGAUUGUGAUGAGCCCUAUCCUCGUGCAGAGGACCUGCUAACAGGUUCUGACCCCACUGACCAGUCAUCCAUGACUGUGCAGAGAGAAUACGGUUUCUGGUGCCCCAGAGAGCUCAAAGUUGACCCUGAACUAGGUUACUCUUUCAUGGGCAAGAAGGACUGUUCUGCUCCAUGUCCCUCAAUGUUCUUCAACCAGCAGGAGCUGACCUUUACCCGAUACUUCAUAGGCGUCGUCUCCAUCGUCUGUCUGUCCGCAACACUCUUCACCUUUCUGACAUUUCUCAUUGAUGUUACCAGGUUUCGAUACCCUGAGCGUCCAAUAAUCUUCUACGCUGUGUGUUAUGUCAUGGUGUCGCUGGUGUUUUUCCUUGGGUUCCUGUUGGAAGACAGAGUUGCCUGCAAUGCAGUCAUCCCUUCUCAGUUUAGAGCUUCAACCAUAACACAGGGUUCACACAACAAGGUGUGCACCCUCUUCUUUAUGGUCCUGUAUUUCUUCACCAUGGCUGGCAGCUUGUGGUGGGUCAUACUGACAAUCACUUGGUUCCUGGCCGCUGUGCCUAAAUGGGGUAGCGAGGCCAUCGAGAAGAAAGCCCUCCUCUUCCAUGCUGUUGCCUGGGGGCUCCCAGGGGCCCUGACUGUCACCUUGUUGGCCCUGAACAAAAUAGAAGGAGAUGGGAUCAGUGGAGUGUGUUUCAUAGGCCUGUAUGAUAUAGACGCCCUGCGGUGGUUUGUUCUGGCACCACUCUGCCUCAAUGUGGCGGUGGGCGUCUCUCUCCUGUUAGUGGGCAUUGUGGCUCUGAAUCGGGUGCGCAUGGAAAUCCCUCUGGAGAAGGAAAACCAGACCAAACUAGUCAAGUUUAUGAUCCGAAUGGGAGUGUUCUCGGUGCUCUACCUUGUCCCCCUAUUGACGGUGAUCGGGUGCUACCUGUAUGAACACACCUACCGAAACAUUUGGGAGAAAACAUGGAUGGAGGAGAACUGCAAGCACUAUCACAUCCCCUGCCCAUAUAAGGUGGAGCAGAGCAGUCGACCGCUCAUGGUUUUGUUCCUGAUGAAAUACCUGAUGAUGCUGGUGGUGGGAAUUCCCUCUGUGUUCUGGGUGGGCAGUAAGAAGACCUGUUUCGAAUGGGCCAGCUUCCUGCACGGACGCAGACGCAAAGACAGUGGGGUGAACGAGUCUCGCCAGGUUCUGCAGGAGCAGCCCGACUUUGCUCAGUCUCUGCUGCGUGAACCCAACACUCCUGUUAUUAGGAAGUCCAGAGGAACAUCCACUCAGGGCACCUCUACCCACGCCUCCUCCACCCACUUAGCUGUCCUGGACGACCUUGACGAGCCGGUCAGAACUCACCAUGGCCACCCUGCCUCCACCAGGAGUAAAGCCAGCAGCGUUCACAGCAAGGCCAGCUACCACGGCAGCCUGCGCCGCACCCGGGACGACAGGAGCGAUGCGGUGGUUUACCGAGGUACAGAGGAGCGCAGUUUCCAUGGCAGCAUGCCACGUCUCGACCACCCGCUUUCCACUCACAGCAGCCUCCAUCAUAUAGAGAGCAACUCACGGCACGGCAGCCAGCGAGACGUGUCUGAAGCCCUGUCUACCCUCAUCACCCACGGAACCACGGCGAGUAUCAGUCGAGUUGCUGAGAAUGACGGCACUAGUGCCUGAAAACAAUCACAAACUUGGAAACAGGAAAUCAUUGCCAGGACGCUGUCUAUGUCUUUCAAAGAAGAUUUGCUGUCAGCAGAACAACACUGCAGUGUCUGCAGUGUGGGAGAGUCUGUCAAGAUGGAGGAUGUACCAGUGUGUGCUGUGGUGGUGAAUUUUAGUUUCAGUUUAUCGCUGGACAGUCGUUAGCUGUUUAGCUACUGGAGAACACAGGUUUAAGCUGGACAGGUAUGUUUACAUAUUUGAGUUGACGAAGCAGUUGACUCCUGAUUGCUCAACUCAAACUGCUGAACCAACAAGAUAAAUCCACCUCCACAGACUUAAGUGACAUCAAGAUGUUAUUCAGGUAAAGUUUAAGUAUCUCGUGAUAAGCAAUGGUGACAGUUUGUUGCAGGUUUACUCUGAAAGAUUCAUCUUGGAUUUAGAGGUUUGACACCAGAUCAUUGUGACACGCCUCUACUUCCAAAUAAGGAUCUUGAAUCAUCUUGCAGGAUUUACAGGAAUAUUGUUAAAUAUGUGAACUGUGCCGAGUAUUGCUUUUGUAACAAUCUGCAUUGGUUUGUCGUCUCACGUGAAACUUGACUGAUUUCAGUCAGAUCUAAUUAUUCCAUGUUUUUGUUUCUUAGACUGCAGCUCUUAAUGAUGAUGUUUAUCUUUGUGUGGCUCAAAGUCAAUGAAUAUGGGCCUCAUGUGACAUUUUGGACCUUUUUGUGGAUUAGUGAGAUAUUUUUAUACUGUGAAAAUCAUCUGUGUGGUGCUGAAUGCUUCUCAGUGACAGUGUGUUUGUGUGUGUGUGUGUGUGCGUGGGAGUGCGUGUGUAUGUGAGAUUGAGUAAGAAAUAAAUACACAAGUGGUUAAAUGUGUUUUUAAACUUCAGUCACUCCCUCUGAUCUAAACAGAGAAGACAUGAUGGAGGGAACUGAACCCAGAUUGUCAAAGGUUUGUCUUCAGAACCAGGAAGAGGAAUGAGCUUGAAUAAUGCUUGUGCACUUACUUAACAUGCACAGAGGUUAUUCUUUAUUAUUAAAUAAUUUCAGCACUGGACCUUUUGCAGAGAGGCAUCAGCUUUGCAAAGGAAGACAGGUUGGCUUUAGAAUCAAACAAGAGAAUAAUUCACACAACCAAUGCUUAUUUCCGUUGCUGUCAACCAGCCAAUCUUGUUUAUAAAAUCUAAAUGGAAGAAGCCAAAUAAGAGUCAUUACAAAGUCUAAAAGCCUCAAAAUCGCGUAACAAUCUAAACAUCAACAACCUCUGUCUGAUUCAGGAAGUCGUCUAUCACUGCAUUCAAGUCUAAGCCUGUAUCGACUGAAGCGUAAUUUCAAAAUGGAAACCAAUGACAGUGCUUUUAUUUUGAAAUCUGUCAACAUCCUCAUGGCAGAAUGGUUUUUUUUUUUUUUUCCUAAUGCCAUUUUUACUAGUUGCAUUGAUGUGACCCAACCUGCUUCUGUACAUGCUCUUUGGUCACCUGUGCUUGCAUUGUUCAAACUUACAGAAACAAUCAGUCAUCAGGCGCGAUAUGUUGUCUGACACUUAAUGUUAUAGGAAGUUAAAUGUAUAAUAUCACUGUCUCUCAUUUAGUUUUUGUUCCACAAUCCCUCAAGUUAACCUACCUCACCUCUACCUUCAGCCUUCUCUGUACCUGGGUGUACACACACGUUAUUGUUUUUUAAAUUAAAAUGCCUAUAUCAGUAGAAAUUUUUGCUUAUUUCUGAAGAAUCUGAAAGGCUCUAAAA